Punctularia strigosozonata HHB-11173 SS5 is the source of this 1356-nucleotide messenger RNA. RefSeq names its product Swi3-domain-containing protein. Gene Ontology annotation, molecular function: DNA binding. The transcript has 4 exons. The record is from RefSeq and is a predicted model, not a curated record. The coding region runs from base 1 to 1356 and encodes 451 amino acids. Lineage: Eukaryota; Fungi; Basidiomycota; Agaricomycetes; Corticiales; Punctulariaceae. Gene Ontology annotation, cellular component: nucleus; replication fork protection complex. Gene Ontology annotation, biological process: replication fork arrest; DNA replication checkpoint signaling; replication fork processing.
AUGUCUCUCGAGGAGAUCUUCGAUACGCCUGUGGACGAGUCAUUUCCAGCAGCUUCCUCUCGUACCAGAAGUGCUUCGACAAAGGACGACGACGACGAACCGGCUCGACCUUCGAAACGAUCACGCCCUUCGCUCUUCUUGGCCGGCUCCGACGACGAAGAGGAGAGCUUUGCUUUGCCAAACUCUCGGAGAGAUGCUGCCCCUCGGACGCCUGGACGCGAUGUACCUGAUGUGGAUAUCGACGAGAUGUUCGCGGACCUGGACGAGGCGUCGCUGUCACUCGCGGCCCCAUUGGACAUGAAUGCCUUGCAGCGGGAGGCGCGUGAACAACGAGAGAGGGAGCUUGCAUUGACCCCUCAUGCCAUUUUGCCGAGCUCAUCUCCUCCGAGAGUUACGGGCGAUACUUCCAACAAAGAUAAGGGCAAGGAUGCCAACGGAGAGAAGAAGGAGAGGAAGAAGAUCGCCAGACUGGAUGAAGCGAGGUUACUGGGUUCUGACGGCUUUCCUGCCCUGAUUAGACAAACAAAGCACUGGAAACCGAAGGGGAAAGGGCAUGAACACUCGGAUCUCAACUCCCUUUUACAAAUCUAUCAAUUUUGGGCGCACAAGAUGUAUCCCAAGACACAUUUCCGUGACACGGUCAAGACGGUAGAAAAAUUAUGUCAUAGCAAGCGGAUGCAUGUCGCGCUAUCGGUCUGGAAAGACGAAGCGAAGGGGCUGGUCAACGGCCAAAAGCCUGAGCAGAUAAACCUCGAUUCCGAUGAUGACGAGUCAGGUGGCGAUUCUGGCCAGCGCGUCCUGCCACAGGCUUCGUCUUCCCGGGGCUCAUCACCCGGGCAGCCACCGCCUUCCUCGCCUUCCGAAGCGGUCUCUCGUCGGGCUUCGAGCUCAGGUUCCACCGGGGUAUUGGUCGAAGAUGACGACUUCGACGUGGACGCAAUGAUAGCCGAGGAGGAGGCCCGGAGAGCUGACAUGGAAAAGGCACCCUUGACGUCUGCCAAACCUCCAGCAGCAAAUAUCGCUUCGACGUCGGCCAACACCGAGGAUUUCGACGAGGAAAUGUGGGAUGAGUUGAUGAACGACUUCGGUGCCGAUGUACCUGCAAAACCGGCUGCACCCGCAAGUCACACGACGCAACGGCAAGCGGCGACUUCUGUCCCGGAUGACGAAGAUAUGUGGGACAUAGUACACGAGAUUGAAGCGGAGAAUGCAGCGAAGAAAUCUGCGGAGAACGCUGGCACGACUGCAGGCAAUACUCAACAUAGCAAAGAAAAUGGUACCCAGUACCACAACAACUCGACUGGACUCUCCUCGAUGUUUGACGAUGACGACGACGAUCUAUAUAUGGACCCUUAG